CUCGUAGCUGCUGGGCCCGGGUUUGUUGAGGGAUCUAAAUGCCCGGCCGAGUGGGAGCUAGAAACUGAGUGAGUCACAAGAAAGAGUGGUAGUACUGUGCCAGGGAAAAUGCGUUACACUAGCCUUGCAUGAACUAUUAUAGGUUGGUCUCAAUCGUGAGAUGUUGAAAUUCUGUAGUAUGUUUGGGUCGAGAAGUCGAAUCUCCGUUCGUCUGUCAGACUCGUUUUCAACAUCGGCACACUGAUUGCACAUCAGCGCUAUCUUGAACAGCCAAACACACAAAUAGUACAUAGCUACAUUGUCGUCCAUCUUUUCCGAGUCUUAUUAUCUUGUGCGUGCUAAUUCCGGACAUGGAGGAUGCUCCUCGCACAAACAAUGAACGGCCUUCGCGCCCAUUUCUCAAUCCACACAUCAUUGGUCCAUGGCGAGUUGGAAGGAGGAUUUCUUUCGGGGACUGGAAACACGUUCGCCUGGCUCAGAACGUCCUCACUGGGCAAUUGGCAGCCACGAUGAUCGCCACCAAACCUCUUAAUGCACCUUCACCCUCUCCAUCGCCCUCUCUGCGUUUCUCUCGACACUCGCAAUGCGACGACCUCUUGCUAAUUGAUCGAGAAAUUGUCCUCCUCAAGUUAGUGCAGCACAGGCAUGUCGUACGUCUGUUGGAUGUUUGGGAGUCUAGGGACGAGCUCUUUGCGUUCCUCGAAUAUUUUAACUCUUCCCCUCUCAUCAGCUCUUUGCCGCGCGCAAUGGGCUUUUUGAAAGCGGUGCGCUACCUUCAUCAACUAACUUCGACUCUCAAUUACUGCCACGGUCUACGGAUUGCACACGGCAACAUCAAUCCGAGUUCUGUGGUUGUCGAUAGGAAAGAUAAUCUGAGAUUAAUGGGUUUUGGCUACGCAUCAUGGGUGGACGACGAUUCAUCGAAAGUUGCUUGUCUUCUUGAUGCUUCUCUCGAUCUUAAUUAUGUGUCUCCUGAGGUUCUUGUUCUUCUAACUGGUAGUCUUCCUUACGGGGAUAUUGUCUUGGAUCCCACCAAACGUAGAGUUGUCGUGCCUCCUGGGAUACCACCUGUAGCAGCGGACCUCCUUCGCUGCAUCCGCAUUACGCUGAGGGGGAUUUUGGAACAUUCUGCAUUGGCUCUCAUUCCUGCUCCCCAACGAGGUCCCUCGCCGUCUGUGAUUAGCCAUUCGAAGUUGAAGGAAAAGUUGGGUUCGGAGAUCAGGACUGUUGAUCCGUAUAUCUGCGAAAAUUUGAGGUCUCUUUGGCCGCAAGCUUCCCUGUCUUCCAUAAAGGCUGCUGUUCAAGAAGAUGGCAACCAUAAGGAAAGAAUGGUUUACUUGCGCCUCCUUGAGUAUCGCCAUUGGUCACUUCAGGAGUAUAAUUCCCUCCAGACCAAAUUCAAGCGAAUUGGAAUGGUCUUUCCGCCUAAUCACAUCAGAAUUCUACCUGACCGCGAUGGUAUUUCUCAGACUUCUAGUGACUCUGGCAUGCAGAAGCGAGUGUCUUUUGCGCCAACUCGACUCCUUCAGUCUUUCAGUCAUGGCUUGUUGAGGCAUGCCAUGCGCUCGAUUCGUCAACUUGAUGUCUCAUCUGGGAAGGAGAGAAGCACACCCUCGAUCUCAGUUAUCGCUCCGGACCUGGAGCAGAGUUCUUCGUUCUCUUCCAAUCUCAACUCUGUCUCUCCUAACUAUGCCGACGACGACAUCUCAUUUCAAGGAUCCUUCAGCGUCUCUUCGCCUUCUCGUGGCUAUGACGGCAUGUUCAUGUCUCCUCGUCCAGCGGACUCGUGCGAAGCGAUGGACAGCAUAGUUCGUAGAAGCCAUCACUCUCCUCUCAGCCAAUUUGUUCUUAAGGCCUACGAUGGAUCAUCGGAAGGCAGUGGCAGUGGUAAUGGACCCGCAUGGUAUCACCUCUGCUCAUUCGCUUCACCCGAAGUUCCGUCCCGCACACAUCCCAUUGGUCUUGGGAUCGUCAAUGAUGCAGCUAACGGCGCUUUCCGUACGUACGAUGCGGAGCAUUCCUCUUCUCGCUUAGUAGGGCUCGACUCCGCUGGCACUCAGAAGGAGAACAGUUUGCCAUCUCAACCUGGUUCUGUUUUCGAGAAUGGUCACUUAAGAGCUUCUAGUUCACAAAAUCGUAAGGGUAAAUUUCCCUCUCUGAAAGAUGAGUGUAUCCAAAACCCCUCUCUCGGCCGAUUUGCUCCAGAUGAUUCAAGAGUCGUAGAUUGGCACUUUGUAUCGGACACCGACGUCAACAUCACUCCCGGGCGUAACGAUUGCCCUCGAAGACGCUCUCGCUCAAAGCGUUGGCUGAGCCUUCUGACUCGCACUACCAACAAAAAUGCAGGCUAUUCCCUUCUUUCUGUCCAAGAUGCUUUGACGACUCUGAUCGAAUGUGAACGAUUGCUGACGCAAAUGUCGGUCAUGGUCGAACGAACAAAAUCAUCAAAGGCGCUUAAGGAUAUCCCGACUCUCAGAUGUACCGUCAAACGCACUAGCACUAGCUUUCACACCAGCAUCAUUCAUAAUGCAUUUCAUCCUGUCACACAGCACCUCCAUCUCACUGCGGGCUAUCGAACUCGGCUUAAACUCACCCUCCUCCAUCUCGUCCAUUCCGAGAGCAACAGCGCCGGCCUCGGCAGUGCCAGUGGUGGCGACGACGGCUUUGCCACGCCUUCUUCGCUCACGACUUUCAACCAAAUCUACAGCAUACUUCGUAGAGACUGGACUCUUGAUAUUCCUACUGAUCUGCUGAAGUCUCCGAGUCCGGUCGGGGUGGUACGAAUUGCUGCUAGCCCUGCAAUUAGGGAUGCCGGUUUGGAACUCGCUCCGUGGGCUUAGGCGCUUAUUAUACAUUAAUGUAGUUUUUCUUUUUCCGUUUUGGUUCCCAACAUUAGAUUUUGUGAAUAGCAUCAUUAGCUACAACCAUGCCCCCCACAAAUAUGACCCGG
Messenger RNA from Cantharellus anzutake, 2950 nucleotides. Its product is annotated as kinase-like domain-containing protein. Lineage: Eukaryota; Fungi; Basidiomycota; Agaricomycetes; Cantharellales; Hydnaceae. Gene Ontology annotation, biological process: protein phosphorylation. The coding region runs from base 351 to 2840 and encodes 829 amino acids. The record is from RefSeq and is a predicted model, not a curated record. The transcript is spliced from 11 exons. Gene Ontology annotation, molecular function: ATP binding; protein kinase activity.